This is a messenger RNA of Nerophis ophidion (straightnose pipefish), 2472 nucleotides long. Its product is annotated as gastrula zinc finger protein XlCGF57.1-like. The record is from RefSeq and is a predicted model, not a curated record. The coding region runs from base 316 to 2094 and encodes 592 amino acids. NCBI's taxonomy places the organism in Eukaryota, Metazoa, Chordata, Actinopteri, Syngnathiformes, Syngnathidae. Gene Ontology annotation, molecular function: RNA polymerase II cis-regulatory region sequence-specific DNA binding; DNA-binding transcription factor activity. Gene Ontology annotation, biological process: regulation of cytokine production; negative regulation of transcription by RNA polymerase II; regulation of immune system process. The transcript is spliced from 4 exons.
AACACGGCGAGGAUAAAGCAAGAUGGCGUCUGACGGUGAAGACGUUAUUGCAGUCGUCACAGUUCAAUGUUCUUAAUCUGUGCCUCCAUGGACACAUAUAUGUCCUUUAUUACACUCUAGUAAAUAGAGUAAACAUCGUUAAUAACUGUUUGCAUCCGGUUAUAUUAGUCUGAGCGCACUUUGAUGCUUCUCGAGCUAGAUUAGCUUGCUAGUUAGCUUAGCUUGUUAGCUGCUAACAAAGAGAGGCGGAAGUGAUCAAAACACAUCACUAAGUAGAGAUCAAGUGUGAGUGUAAAGUGUUGUGAUUGUGUGAAAAUGUGCCAAAGAACCACAGCAGAGUACGAGGAGGAACUUUGUCCAACAAAAGAGGAGAAGGAGCGACAACAUGAAAAACAUCAAGUUGUGUUGCACAGAACAGACAUCCAUCAGCUGAUUGGACACCAAGAAGAAUGUCUCCCUCAUCUGCAGGGGGACAGUUUCACUGUAAAGUAUCCACAGCCCUCACAUUUUAAAGGGGACAAGGAGGUUCCACAGCCCUCUUAUUUCAAAGAGGAAGAGGAGGGAGAGUGUCCUGUAGGGCAGGAGGAGGCUGAUGUCAGCAAGUUUCCACUGACUGUUGUCUCUGUGAAGACUGAAGAGCAUGAAGACAAACCACCUGAGUCCUCACAGCUUCAUCACAGUCCAAACGUCCAGCAGCCCCCUCACACUAAAGAGGAAGAGGAGAUACCACAGCCCCCCCACAUGAAAGAAGAAGAGGAGGAAGUGUGGAUCAGUCAGGAGGGAGAGUGUCCUGUAGGGCAGGAGGAGGCUGAUGUCAGCAAGUUUCCACUGACUGUUGUCUCUGUGAAGACUGAAGAGCAUGAAGACAAACCACCUGAGUCCUCACAGCUUCAUCACAGUCCAAACGUCCAGCAGGUGUCAGCAGAGAGUCAUGAAGAGAUCCCCUCCAAGCAGCAGGAGUGGAGCUCCAGUGUGGGACAGAAGGAGCUACAGACCCCCUCCCACAUUAAAGAGGAAGAGGAGGAACUGUCGAAGCAGCUUCAAAUGUUGGUGGAGGAUAAUGAUGAAGCUGAAGCUCAGUCUUUACAGCUUCAUCACAGUCAAAGUGAGGAGAACAGAGGGGCGGAGCUUGUAAGUCAACACAUCACAGAAGCUGAUGGAGAGCAUUGUGAACAUAUAAAGUCAGAACCAGACAGCAUCUUUGCUCCACUGUCAGACAUUGACCACAUGAUGUCAGACUCUUCUGAUCACAGUGACCACAUCCAAAAACCUUUGAAGAGUAAAAAUGACUCUAAAGGUGAUACGAGACAUCACACUAACAACAAACACUUUGACUGCUCUGAAUGUGGGAAAUCAUUUAGACACAAGAGUUAUAUUACAAUACACAUGAGAAUACAUACUGGAGAGAAACCUUUUAUUUGCUCUGUCUGUAAGAAGAGUUUUUCCAUUAAGCCUGCCAUGACCAGACACAUGAGAACACACACUGGAGAGAAACCUUUUACUUGCUCUGUUUGUAAGAAGAAUUUUUCCAGAAAGUCUAACAUGUCCUCACACAUGAGAACACAUACUGGAGAGAAACCUUUGACUUGCUCUGUUUGUAAGAAGCGUUUCUCCACAAAGCAAAAUAUGGUCACACACAUGAGAACACAUUCUGGAGAAAAACCUUUUACUUGCUCUGUUUGCAAGAAAUGUUUCUCCAGAAAGCCUGACAUCUCCAUACACAUGAGAACACACACUGGAGAGAAACCUUUUACUUGUUCUGUUUGUAAGAAGAGUUUCUCCACAAAGUCUAACAUGUCCUCACACAUUAAAACACAUACUGGAGAGAAACCUUUGACUUGCUCUGUUUGUAAGAAGCGUUUCUCCACAACGCAACAUAUGAUCACACACAUGAGAACACAUACUGGAGAGAAACCUUUUACUUGCUCUGUUUGUAAGAAGUCUUUCUCCAGAAAGCCUGACAUCUCCAUACACAUGAGAACACACACUGGAGAGAAACCUUUUACUUGUUCUGUUUGUAAGAAGAGUUUCUCCACAAAGUCUAACAUGUCCUCACACAUGAGAACACAUACUGGAGAGAAACCUUUGACUUGAUCUGUUUGUAAGAAGACUUUCUCCACGAAGCCUAACAUGACCACACACAUGAGAACACAUACUGGAGAGAAACCUUUUAUCUGCCCUGUUUGCAAGAAGCAUUUCUCCACAAAGCUUGUCAUGACCACACACAUGAGAACACACUGGAGAAAAACCAUUUAGUUGCACUGUGUGUGAUAAGACGUUCUGGCAUAAGUAUCAGGUCAGUAAACACAAGUGUGUAACAGUCAUGGAAGCUGCAGGGAUUUAAAAACACUUAGUGAUUGUGCUAAAUGUACUUUAAAAACACAGCAUGUUUAAUAUGAAUGUAUAUUUGAUGUUGUAUGUAGUGCCUCUCAUCUUCUACUGUUAAAUUUAAAGGCCUACUGAAAGCCACUA